GAGUCGCGUAGCCGGCGUAGGCUCAGUUGGCAGCAGUACGCAUUGCGAGUAGGAUCUACCACCAUGGCCGAUAUUUCGAAGGAAGAGCUACGCAAGGAGAUCACCGCCAUCCUCAAGGAUGCCGAUCUCACUACAAUGUCUGCUAAAAAAGUGAGGCAACAAAUCGAAGAAAAACUUGAUGUUGAUCUUAUGGAAAGGAAAAAAGAAGUGGACGAUUUAGUCAUGGAAUGUCUUCAGGAAAAACAAGAUGGAGGAAAGAAAAAAAAGAAGGCUGCUAGUGAAGAAUCUGAAGAUGGUGAAGAAGAAGAGGAAGAAGGAUCCGAGGAGGAGGAGGAGGAGGAAGAAAAGAAGCCAGCUAAGCGAAAUCCUGCUAAGAAGGCUCCUAACAAACGCAAGAAGGGAUCCUCCGACGAUGAAGAAAGCGCUAGUGAUGAUGACGCUAGUGACGAAGAAUAUAGUCCAAAGAAACCAAAAGUCACACCUAAAAAAGUAAAAAUAUCUUUUUAUUUUAAUCCUGGAAAGAAGGGGAAGAAGAAGGGAAGUGACAGCGACAGUGAUGAGGAUUGGGGUAAAAACAAAAAAGCUCCAGGAAGCACAGCGAAGAAGGGUGGCGCCAAAGGCAAGGGAGGUGGUUACACACGCGCUAUCACGCUAUCUCCAGAACUUGCCGCGAUCGUUGGUGCAGAACAAAUGGCUCGACAUGAAGUCGUAAAGAAAGUAUGGAGUAUUAUUAAAGAAAGGAAUCUUUAUGACCCUAAGAAUAAACAGUUUGCGAUUUGUGAUGAGGAAUUAAUGAAGGUAAUCGGAGUAAAGCGUUUCAGAACUUUCGGUAUGAUGAAAUACCUCAAAAAUCACUUUGUAGAUUAAAUCAUUCUUCAAUCCCGAUCUCCGACAAGUUAUAUACAUAUAUAACAUAUUCCAGGGUGCAUCUCGUGCAUCUCUUCAUCUUUCUCACACGAUACAUACAUAUACAUAAAACACAAAGGUAUUUCUUGCGACUUAAGACUUUAGACCAUGUUUAUACCAUUCCGACAUACUCUGCCGCCCAUUGUAACCAUUUUGUCCCUCUGAUUACUGUAAUAUCAUAUUGACCUGUAGGUAUUGUUAUAGAUAUGACUUCCGACAAAUAUGUUGGGAAUAGCGUUUGAAUAAUAUCACAUGUAAUCAUGUAUGUUCUUUGAUGGGGCUUCAUUUAACAUUGGGACAAUUGUUACCAUGGACGUUCAGAUAUUUUCGAAAUGAUCAACAUUACAGUGGCCAAUAGUCAAUAAGCUGGUUUUAAGUCAUCUAAUUCAAAAUAAAUGUUAUAUCAUUUGUAUGGUCGUCAUUAAUAACAAUAUCUUACUCCUAAUGCAGUAACAUGGCGCGUCAUUAUAACAACGGCAUUAUUAAAUGACAAAUUAAAAAUUAAAUUUAUAUUUGAAAAUAAUUCUUUUGAAAUUUGAGAAGUUUAGUUUUAUUCCGUGACAUUUCAACUAACCUAUUUGUCGUAUUGGCGGCACAGUUGCUUUCAAUGUUUGAACAUUAGAAAAAUAUUUUAUGUUAUUAUCAAAGAUGUUAACGCGAUUCACUUUUUAGAACAAAAAUCUGUAAAAUUAACACUAGAUUAUGCAUGAUUUGUUGUUCGUAUGAGAGUAACAUGAAUGAAGAAGUGUCAAGUUCGUAUCGGUUGUAUGUCAGAACGGUUUUCUCAUGAAAUCAAAGGGUGCGAAUUGUCACAAAUUAAUUAAUCUGAUGUUGAUUUUAUAGUAUUUUUGUCAUUCCUUUAUCCUUUUUUAUAUUGAAAGUACUUCUGGAAAAUGGAUGUAUUAGAAUAACAGAGUUUGCCUCCAGAAUGAGGGAAAACGUGAGAACGUUUAAAAAAGAGAGAGAGAGAAAUUAUGCGGAAAAUUAACAUCCUGUACCUCUUCUGUAUAAUAGCUACAUUAUACACAAGCAAAUGUAAGCAAAGUUUAAUUGUAUUAUCGUGUAAUUACUAAUUAUUGUCGUAAUAUAGGUUUCUUGGUGUAAAAAUUGAAUCUAACGUUUAAGAUUAAUGCUAAAACAAUAUAUUCACUGAAGGUAUCUUAUAAGCAUAUUAAAUGAUUAAAGUCACAGUGCAGCGAUCACUGACUGUUGAAGUGUAGGAAAUAAAAUACUAGGCUCACGAAGCGAGGUGCGGAUUCUUAAUCGCAUACAUCUAUCUGAGCUUCGACAUAUGUAAAAUUCGUGUAUUUUGAAUAUAAAUUAAAAAGAAAUGCUGGCCUAAGUCACGAGGAAAGCCACACGAAUAUCAUUGCAGUUGAUGAUAACGAAAGCACUACAUGCAUAAAAUGCUAUAUGGAUGAAAUGAUAAAUUAGGAUACCAACUAAAUUCUUUCAAAGCAAAAAAAA
Molecule: messenger RNA, 2373 nt
Organism: Pogonomyrmex barbatus (red harvester ant)
Lineage: Eukaryota; Metazoa; Arthropoda; Insecta; Hymenoptera; Formicidae
Gene: Non2
Product: upstream activation factor subunit spp27 homolog Non2
Source: RefSeq, a predicted model, not a curated record